GUAAUGUCUAACAUUUGCUCCCUCUCUCUUCCCUCCACCAGACAUGUGUUCUUCAUGCAGGUCAAGGAGGACCUCCACAGCGGCCACCUGAGGAUGUGUUCAGAGCAGGCUGAGGAGCUGAGUGCCCUGCUGGCCCAGGCCGAGUUCGGAGACUACAACCAGAACACUGCCAAGUACUGGUACUCUGAGCUGUGUGGCAGUGAACCCUGCCCGGCAACAGUGAACGGGUAAGGGCAGGGGACACCUGGGGGAUAAUUUAGACAAAGGGUCUCUACUGGACACAGACAUGAAGGCUCAGGCACACACAUCUAUGUCUUACUCUGCUUGAGGACUUUUUGGGGACCAACAAUUGAUUCCCAUUCAAAAUCCUAUUUUCCCUUAACCCUAACUCCUAACCCCUAAACCUAACCCCUAAACCUAACCCCUAAACCUAAUUGUACCCCUGAGCCUGAAAUAGCCUCACUUCCGAAUUAUUUUAGUUAGUUUACUAUUCUCUAGGACUUUGGGUACUCACAAGUAUAGUAAAAUGUGCACACACAUACAUACACACACACAAACACACACACACACACACCUGUGGCAUGUUAAAACAGGAUUUAAGCUCUAGCCAUUGUGCUAAUUGGAUGGAGUUGAAUACACGGACAUGAAUACACGGUUGAAAUAUUGAAAGCAAAGCUGCCCUUGACAAGGUUGCUGGCUGGCCUUUAGUGAACAGAUAUGUUAUUAGAGGCUUAUGGUAUGAAAGUAUCAACAUCUAGCUGAACCAAGUGCCAGAUGUUUUGUUAAUGAUUCAUCCAACAGCAGUUGGACAUCUAACAGUCAGGUGCUUCAAAGAGGAAAAUUCCCUUUCCUGGCCCAAUUCGGAAUGUUUGAAAAUUAAUCCCAAAACAGGUCAACCUUUCAUAAUUUAUGACCAUAAUUUACAUGAAAAUGAAGUUCUGUCGCGUUACCUAGACUCACCUGCGUUCCUAUUCCCAAGAAUAUAUGGGAAGUCUCAAAACAAACAAUUAGGUGUAAAAGAGUUGUAGAAUUUGCACCCUAACCCAUGAGUUGCUCCAAGCCGUAGCAUUCCCCUCUCGUUAGCCUACCUAUGAAUACGUCUGUCGUGUGCAGCUGACAGACACAUAUCGUGCCAUGGGAACCUGAUAUAUCAGUUACACUGGCAAUGCAGACAGCAGCAGAGUUUGGAAGUCCCCGGAAAUUGUUUGCUUUGCAAUUGGAACAAAGUUCGACACUCACGCCCACAUGUCAGCCACCGUGCGCAACAGGCAGACUGAGAGGAAACUAGAAGAAAACACGGUUCCUACCAGGUUCACCGUAAAGAAGAGAACACGUUCCUACCAUGCAGCCAAGGUUGGUUUGCAAUUCGGACAACAGUUUGUCCCACAUGAUGUCACCCAACAUGAGAUGAGCAGCAGAUGGAAAGGACACUUGGGUUCAGUCUGAAAUGACACCCUAUUUCCCCAUAGGCUCUGGUCAAAAGUAGUGCACUAGAUAGGGAAUAGGGUGCCAUUUGGGACGCAUCCUAGAUAAUAAUAAUAAUAAUAAUAAUAAAUGCCAUUUUGCUUUUAUCCAAAGCGACUUACAGUCAUGUUUCUACCAUGUAGCCACUUGUUUUUCUCCGUCAUGGACCAAACCUGUUCAGGCAUGGAACUGAACAGCUAAGGGGGAAUUUCACCAAAGUAAGCAGGGUUAUUGAGUUAACCAGGUAACACAUUGUGAAACCACUGUAAAUCAUUCAAAAGUGGUAAUGGUAUUUGAACUGACUUCACCCAUUUUUAUUUUAUACAGCCAGAAAAACAAGGGUUAUAACUAGGUGUUAAACAUUUACUUAUUAAUAUUUUCUGUGAAACCCAACCUGGAAGCGCCAUCAACAUCCCCAUUAGUUUUGUUUUCCACCACCAACCCAUAAAGCCUACAACAGUCCCCCCCCCUCAUUCCUCUCUCUCUCUCCUCUCUGCUCUCUUCCCUCGUCCUCUCUCUCUCUCUCCUCUCUCUUCUCUCUCUCUCUCUCUCUCCUCUCUCUGGUGUUCUCUGUCUCUCUGUCUCAUCUUCCUCUCUGUCUCUCUGUCUGUCCUCUCUGUCUGUCUCUGUUCUGUCUGUCUGUCUCUCUCUGUUGUCUUGGGCUGGUCUCGUCUGUCUCUCUCUGUUGUUCUCUCUUUUCUGUCUCUGUCUGUUGUCUGUCUCUGUCUGUCUGUCUCUGUCUGUCUGUCUCGGUCUGUCUGUCUCUGUCUUCUGCUUGUUUUCUCUCUUCUCCCCUCUCCGCUCCUCUUUUCUCUUCUCCUCUCUCUCUCUGUCUCCCCUCUUCUCUGUUCCCCGGCUCUGUUCUGUCCCUUUUCUCUUUCCUCUUCUCUCUUCUCUCUUCUGUCUGCUCUGUCUGUCUCUGUUUUCUCUUUUCCCGGGGUUUUUUUCCCCCAAAAACCUUCCUCCCCCCCCUUUUUUUUUCCCUUUUCCCCUUUCCCCCUUCCCCUCCCCCUUUGGGUUUCCUUUCCCCUUUUCCCCUCUCCCCCCUUCCUUUUGGGCCCUUUCCCCCCCUUUAAAAAAUUUUUUUUUUCCUUUUUUUUUUCCCCCCGUUCGUCAUUUUCUCCUUCCCUUUUUUUCUCCUCUUCCCCUUUCCAUCUCCUGGGGGUUUUCCCCAAAGUCGGUUUUUGGGUUCCGGUUUUCCCCUUUUUUCCCUUUUUCCCCCUUUUAUUUUUUCCCCUUUUUUUUUUAACGAAAAAAAUUUUUCCUUUUAAACUUUCUUUUUUUUUAAAACCCACCCGGGCCCCCUUUUCCCUUUUUUUUUCCCCCCCCCAAAACCUCCCCUCCCCCCCUUUUCUCUUUUCUUUUUCUCUUCUCUUUUCCCUCUCUCUUUUUCUCUUUUUUCCCCCUUUCUUUCUUCUUUUUUGUCUUCUCUUCUUUCUUUCUUCCUUCUUCCCUUUCCUUUCCCUCUCUCUUUUUCCCUCUUUUUUUUCCUUUUCUCUUUUUCCCCUUCUUCUCUCUUUCUUCUCCCUUUUUUCCCUUCGGGGUUUUUCUCCUUUUCUCCCCUUUUUUCCCCUUCCUUUUUCUUUUUCCCCUUCUUUCUCCCUUCUUUUUUUCCCCUUUUCCCCUUUCUCUCUAUCUCUAUCUUCUAUUCUCUCUUCCCCCCUCACCCACAAUAAUAAUAACAACAUGGUUGGGAGAACCAAGCCAGCGAUUAGAGCGUAGCCCAGCAGCUCGUUGACUGGUUAAGUCAACAGUUUGAGAAGCCCGGCAGUUUGGGAUCAGGCCAAGCUAAACUAGGGACUGUUCAUGCUAGGUCAGAGGACUGAUCUAUCGCUGUGUUUACACAUACUCUAGGAUACACAUGCAAGACAAGCGCACACAUACUAGGAUCCUCCUGACAUCAUAAUUGGAGGGAAAAUGUAAAUACCAAUGGACUGGCUCUAAUCAGGAUAAUAUGGACAUGAUGCUCUCUUGUUAAUGUAUUGUCAAUUAUAAUAGCCCAUUUGGUGAUUUCAGUCAGUUCUGUUAUUUUGAGUAAUUGCCAAUAGCAUACUUUUAUUGGACUAUGGGUAAUCUUCUGGACGUUCUCGCUCCUCCUAAUCAAGCUUAUGUCUUGGGAGGAAGACUCAACCAAUGUCUGUACUGUGUUUUAAUUAUGUGAUACCAUUUACAGUGGGGAAAAAAAGUAUUUAGUCAGCCACCAAUUGUGCAAGUUCUCCCACUUAAAAAGAUGAGAGAGGCCUGUAAUUUUCAUCAUAGGUACACGUCAACUAUGACAGACAAAAUGAGAAAAGAAAAUCCAGAAAAUCACAUUGUAGGAUUUUUAAUGAAUUUAUUUGCAAAUUAUGGUGGAAAAUAAGUAUUUGGUCAAUAUCAAAAGUUUCUCAAUACUUUGUUAUAUACCCUUUGUUGGCAAUGACACAGGUCAAACGUUUUCUGUAAGUCUUCACAAGGUUUUCACACACUGUUGCUGGUAUUUUGGCCCAUUCCUCCAUGCAGAUCUCCUCUAGAGCAGUGAUGUUUUGGGGCUGUCGCUGGGCAACACGGACUUUCAACUCCCUCCAAAGAUUUUCUAUGGGGUUGAGAUCUGGAGACUGGCUAGGCCACUCCAGGACCUUGAAAUGCUUCUUACGAAGCCACUCCUUCGUUGCCCGGGCGGUUGUGUUUGGGAUCAUUGUCAUGCUGAAAGACCCAGCCACGUUUCAUCUUCAAUGCCCUUGCUGAUGGAAGGAGGUUUUCACUCAAAAUCUCACGAUACAUGGCCCCAUUCAUUCUUUCCUUUACACGGAUCAGUCGUCCUGGUCCCUUUGCAGAAAAACAGCCCCAAAGCAUGAUGUUUCCACCCCCAUGCUUCACAGUAGGUAUGGUGUUCUUUGGAUGCAACUCAGCAUUCUUUGUCCUCCAAACACGACGAGUUGAGUUUUUACCAAAAAGUUAUAUUUUGGUUUCAUCUGACCAUAUGACAUUCUCCCAAUCCUCUUCUGGAUCAUCCAAAUGCACUCUAGCAAACUUCAGACGGGCCUGGACAUGUACUGGCUUAAGCAGGGGGACACGUCUGGCACUGCAGGAUUUAAGUCCCUGGCGGCGUAGUGUGUUACUGAUGGUAGGCUUUGUUACUUUGGUCCCAGCUCUCUGCAGGUCAUUCACUAGGUCCCCCCGUGUGGUUCUGGGAUUUUUGCUCACCGUUCUUGUGAUCAUUUUGACCCCACGGGGUGAGAUCUUGCGUGGAGCCCCAGAUCGAGGGAGAUUAUCAGUGGUCUUGUAUGUCUUCCAUUUCCUAAUAAUUGCUCCCACAGUUGAUUUCUUCAAACCAAGCUGCUUACCUAUUGCAGAUUCAGUCUUCCCAGCCUGGUGCAGGUCUACAAUUUUGUUUCUGGUGUCCUUUGACAGCUCUUUGGUCUUGGCCAUAGUGGAGUUUGGAGUGUGACUGUUUGAGGUUGUGGACAGGUGUCUUUAAUAUACUGAUAACAAGUUCAAACAGGUGCCAUUAAUACAGGUAACGAGUGGAGGACAGAGGAGCCUCUUAAAGAAGAAGUUACAGGUCUGUGAGAGACAUAAAUCUUGCUUGUUUGUAGGUGACCAAAUACUUAUUUUCCACCAUAAUUUGCAAAUAAAUUCAUUAAAAAUCCUACAAUGUGAUUUUCUGGAUUUUUUUUCCUCAAUUUGUCUGUCAUUGUUGACGUGUACCUAUGAUGAAAAUUACAGGCCUCUCUCAUCUUUUUAAGUGUGAGAACUUGCACAAUUGGUGGCUGACUAAAUACUUUUUUCCCCCACUGUACAGCUGUGCUCAAAUUAAGUUUGUAAACCACCAAUAGAAAUAAUAAAAUGCAUGCAUACAUACAGAUCAUUUUACCAUACUAAAGAAAUUACUGCAGGAAAAUAUAAUCACUGUUGUGAAAGUUUCCGAACAGCAAAGCUGUCUGUGAAAGGAAAUGUAUUGGUGAUGCAUUCCGUUGACUGAAACAGUUGGGGGUGUACAUCAGUGCCCUUGUAUAGUUGUAUGAGUAAUGUUCAUAUGAACUGAGGAAGUCUAGGUUCAUUCCAUGAGUAAUUCUAGGGCAACAAUAGCUCAGUUCAUACACUAGAAUUCACACUGCACACACAGUGAUGAGAUGAUUACUAGCAGGACAGGACAGAGGCUCACAUUACAUUAUAGUAAUUGAUUCCCUUAUUAUUUUUGAUCAGAUAAGGGGAUGAUUAUGGGAUUAUAUUAGAACAUCUGCUCUCUGGGUGACAGACUGACAGCUCAGGAAGGACUCUCCCUCCCUCUCUAUAAUCUUAAUCUCCCCCACAUGAGGUCUCUGUAGAACUAUGGAAAUAUGAGUUCCCUCCCUCCCGGGGUAAUGAGAUUCAUAAAGAUGUGAUGGAAUUCUUAUGAAGAUAUUUUCCCUUCAGUCUGCUAUCUGUAGUAUCUGGAACCUUGGUGCUUCAGUCUACUAUCUGUAGUAUCUGGAACCUUGGUGCUUCAGUCUGCUAUCUGUAGUAUCUGGAACCUUGGUGCUUCAGUCUACUAUCUGUAGUAUCUGGAACCUUGGUGCUUCAGUCUGCUAUCUGUAGUAUCUGGAACCUUGGUGCUUCAGUCUACUAUCUGUAGUAUCUGGAACCUUGGUGCUUUCGUUCUACUAUCCUGUAGUAUAUCUGGAACCUUGUGGUGCUUCAGUCUGCCCUACUAUCUGUCGUAUUGGAACCUUGGUGCUUCAGUCUGCUAUCUGUAGUAUCUGGAACCUUGUGCUCGUUGCUUUGCAGUACUCUUGGUGCUUAUUCUAUCUGUAGUAUCUGGAACCUGGGCUCUGCAGUGUGGAACCUGCUUCAGUCUGCCAUUGUAUUGAACCUGGUGCUUAGUUGCUACUGCUCUGGAACUUGGGCUUCAGUCUGCUAUCUGUAGUAUCUGGAACCUUGUGCUCGUGCUAUCUGUAGUAUCUGGAACCUUGUGUUCAGCUAGAUCUGUAGUAUCUGAAGCUUGGACUGUGGGCAGCUGACAUACUGACUGUGGCCAUUGAGUGAUUCAUGUAGCAGUGCUUUAAACCUCAGGCUGGCUGCUGUUAGAACCCUCCAUGUCUUCUAGAUGGCCAUGGGCAGUGAAGUUGAUGACUUCAUUACCAGCAGUCUGUCACGUUUCUCAGUUGUGUGAAGAUGUUUCUCUACUGUUUUCUCACAGCCCUCCCAGAAAAUAUAUACAAACUAUGAGCUAUUUGAAGCACAGUGGCUCUUUGUGUGAACCCUUUGAAGCAAUGAGACUCUGCAUGUGAACCCUUUGAAGCAAUGAGGCUCCUCAUGUGAACCAGUAGUAACACUGCCAUCUCCCUCGCUCUCUCUCCCUCCACAGGAUCAUCUCUAAGCACAAGGCGUUGGAGGGUCAGAGUCCAGGGUCGGUGGAGUACCAGGCCCUGCAGCUUGUGUCCAGCCUGGAGCACUACGGGGUGGAGUGGCACUGGGCCAGAGACGCAGAGGGACAGAGGCUGGCCAUAGGGGUAGGCCCGGAGGGCAUCGCUGUCUGUAAAGAGGACUUCAGCCUGGUCAACAGGUAAAUGAAGGGUCUUCACGAUACUUAACCAACUGCUCCAUAUCUUGUGCAGUCAGCACACUGACAUAUCUACCAAAACAAUGUCACCAGAGAGCUUGGUAUGUGGGUUGCAUAGUGCACAAUCUAUUGUACAUAGUUCAGAUUGCCUCCUCCAAAUACUAUACCUUUACUGCCCAUAAAUACCGUACUGUCCAGAUCUAUAAAGUCUAAAGUCUACUUGACCCACUAACUUUACCUUCCAGGAAAUCUGUGAUUGUUCUGAGAUUGUCAUCAUGAAACUUUAAUUAUAUAUUUGUUUUGUUGUUGUGCAAUAGUGUGUACUAUUACAGGAUUUCGGUUGAAAGAAUACAGUUUCUAACUUUAACUUUUCUUGAUCCAUUCUAGGAUCAGCUAUCCCAUAAUCCAAAUAGCCACCCAAUCAGGGAAGAGUGUGUACCUGACAGUGACCAAGGAUACCAGCGACAGUGUGGUGCUGCUAUUCAAGCUAAUCAGCAACCGGGCAGCAAGCGGACUGUACCGGGCCAUCACUGAGACACACGCCUUCUACAGGUGAGUGGACAGGAGAGGAGAGGGUUACCUUGUGGGGAGCCAAAACACAAAUACAUGCAAUCCAAUUAUACAGUGCACUCUGCAUAUAGUGAUCAUACAGUAUCUGUGGAGUUAGAUUUUGAUCACCAAGUGAUCGAAGGCAUUGUUGAUCAAAUGUUCCAUGAUGAAAACCUAAGGGACUGACUUCUCUACAAACUACUUGGUAGGGUUAAAAGGAGAGCCUCUGAGUAUAGUAUAGAGACACACACUGCCAACCACCCGUGGGCUGCACUGUCAUGCUAAUGUAUUGACAACAUGUUUGUUUCCACAUUCAUCCCCUACGUGGUCUGUGGUCACUGACUCACUCAACUCUACAUCCCCCUGAAUACAUGAAGGGCUCCUGAACCAGUCUGGCGUGACGUUAUACUGCCUAGGGGGCAGCCAACCGUUACACUUCCCCAUUUUAGUCCAGAUAGGUCAGGUUCUCUCUCCAUCUCUUAAAACAUUGGUGUUUGUGAAGAGUCAACGUUCUGCUCAAUGUUUACCAUGGUGCUGCUCCCUGAAUAUGCAUCCUGACCUGUAGUUGUACACGUUCACUGAGACUGUGCUUUGGUCCUUAGUGUCGUCAACAAACUGCCUCCCUAUCUACCGAUCAAAUCAAAUGUUAUUUGUCACAUACACGUGUUUAGCAGAUGUUAUUGCGGGUGUAGCGAAAUGCUUGUGCUUCUAGCUGCAACACUGCACUAAUAUCUAACAAGUAAUAUCUAACAAUUUCACAACAUAUACCCAAUACACACAAAACUAGUAAGGAAUGGAAUUUAAGAAUAUAUACAUAUAUGGACAAGCAAUGACAGAGCGGCAUGGACUAAGAUACAGUAGAAUAUUAUAGAAUAGAAUGCAGUAUAUACAUAUGAGAUGAGUAGUGCAAGAUAUGUAAACAUUAUUAAAGUGACUAGUGUUCCAUUUCUUAAAGUGGCCAGUGAUUUCAAUAGGCAGCAGCAGCCUCUAAUGUGCUAGUGAUGGCUAUUUAGCAGUCUGAUGGCCUUGAGAUAGAAGCUGUUUUUCAUUCUCUUGGUCCCAGCUUUGAUGCGCCUGUACUGACCUCGCCUUCUGGAUGAUAGCGGGGUGAACAGGCAGUGGCUCGGGUGGUUGAUGUCCUUGAUUAUCUUUUUGGCCUUCCUGUGAUAUCAGGUGCUGUAUGUGUCUUGGAGGGCAGGUAGUUUGCCCCCGGUAAUGCGUUCGGCAUACCGCACCACCCUCUGGAGAGCCCUGCGGGUGCGGGCGGUGCAGUUGCCGUACCAGGCGGUGAUACAGCCCGACAGGAUGCUCUCAAUUGUGCAUCUGUAAAAGUUUGAGGGUUUUAGGUGCCAAGCCGAAUUUCUUCAGCCUCCUGAGGUUGCAGAGGCUCUGUUGCGCCUUCUUCACCACACUGUCUGCGUGGGUGGACCAUUUCAGUUUGUCGGUGAUGUGUACACCAAGGAACCUGAAGCUUUCCACCUUCUCCACUGCGGCCCCGUAGAUGUGGAUAGGGGGGUGCACCCUCUGCUGUUUCCUGAAGUCCACGAUCAUCUCCUUUGUUUUGUUGACGUUGAGUGAGAGUGUAGGCGGUCUCUUCAUUGUUGGUAAUCAAGCCUACUACUGUUGUGUCGUCUGCAAACUUGAUGAUUGAGUUGUAGGCGUGCUUGGCCCUGCAGUCAUGGGUGAACAGGGAGUACAGGAGGGGGCUGCAGUGUUGUGGAGCCCCAGUGUUGAGGAUCAGCGAAGUGGAGAUAUUGUUUCCUACCUUCACCACCUGGGGGCGGCCCGUCAGGAAGUCCAGGACCUAGUUGCACAGGGCGGGGUUCAGACCCAGGGCCUCAAGCUUAAUGAUGAGCUUGGAGGGUACUAUGAUGUUGAAUGCUGAGCUAUAGUCAAUUAACAGCAUUCUUACAUAGGUAUUCCUCUUGUCCAGAUGGGAUAGGGCAGUGUGCAGUGUGAUGCCGUUUGCAUCGUCUGUGGAUCUAUUGGGGCGGUAAGCAAAUUGAAGUGGGUCUAGGGUGACAGGUAAGGUAGAGGUGAUAUGAUCCUUGACUAGCCUCUCUAAGCACUUCAUGAUGACAGAGGUGAGUGCUACAGGGCGAUAGUCAUUUAGUUCAGUUACCUUUGCUUUCUUGGGUACAGGAACAAUGGUGGCCAUCUUGAAGCAUGUGGGGACAGCAGACUGGGAUAGGGAGAGAUUGAAUAUGUCCGUAAACACACCAGCCAGCUGGUCUGCGCAUGCUCUGAGGACGCGGCUAGGGAUGCCGUCUGGGCCGGCAGCCUUGCGGGGGUUAACAUGCUUAAAUGUCUUAAUCACGUCGGCCAUGGAGAAGGAGAGGCCACAGUCCUUGGUAGUGGGCCUCGUCAGUGGCACUGUGUUAUCCUCAAAGCGGGCAAAGAAGGUGUUUAGCUUGUCUGGAAGCGAUGUCGGUGUCGGCGACGUGGCUGGUUUUCUUUUUGUAGUCUGUAAUUGUCUGUAGACCCUGCCACAUACGUCUCAUGUCUGAGCCGUUGAAUUGUCUCUAUACUGAUGUUUUGCCAGUUUAAUUGCCUUGAUUCACAGCAUGCUUUGACAUGCCUUUGGUCUGAAGUGAUCUUGAUGAAGCCAUAGGCAGUACAGGACAUGAAGAGACAGUCUUAGUGUUGAUAUUAAUGAAAGUAAAAGUGCUUCUUCCUGGAAAAAUGGAUGUCAGCCGUUUUGAAUUGUGCAAUAGCAAAGAUUGGCUUACAAUAGUCACAAAGGUACAAAGAUGACCUUUAUUGUGUGUGUGUGUGGGGUGGGGUUACUCUGUUUGCAGAAUGUUUGGCCACGUAUUCCUCAGCUUGUGCAGGUGUGCCUGUUCUGUAAAACCUACUGCAGUGACAGUGUGUCUGUGUCUGUGUCAGUGUAGAGGAUAUCUAGAGUCCUAUACAGCUGUUGGACAUGAUCAACCCCCUUUAUAGGGUUUUGACUAGAUGGUAUACAGCUAUGGACAGAUUUGACUUUUUCUAGCAGGUUAGGAGAAUUUACAGUACAUAGCAUGUUAGGAAAAGGGUUAGGGUUAGCCAGAAUGCUAAAAUUCUCCCAGACUCAAACAUGCAACUUUUUUUUUUUAUACCAUAGCUGUAUACCAUCUAGUCACAACCCCUUUUAUAUGUCCAGUGCCAAAAAAGAUGUGGACAAUGGAGAAAUCGAUUGAUUUAGAAAUAGUGUCUAACAUUCAAUUGACAGAUGAACACAGAAUGAGAUUGAGACUUCACGCUCAUGACCUCCUGGUUAGUAACAUCUCCCUUUCUCCUCCAGGUGUGACACUGUGACCAGCGCAGUGAUGAUGCAGUACAGCCGUGACUUCAAGGGUCACCUGGCCUCGCUCUUCCUCAACGAGAACAUCAACCUGGGAAAGAAGUACAUCUUCGACAUCCGACGCACCUCCAAGGAGGUCUACGACUACGCACGCCGGGCGCUCUACAACGCCAGCAUCGUGGUGGAGGGGGCGGGCGGCGAGAGGACGCCGUCGGGGCGCAGUCCCCUGCGUGGCCAGCAGGACGGGCUGGGGGAGGACUGUGGGAGCUGUCAGCAGAGCAGGGCGCUGCUGGAGAGACUAGAGAAGCUCAGAGAAGCUCUGCUGUGUAUGCUGUGCUGUGUGGAGGAGAUCGAUGCAGCCUUCUGCCCCUGUGGACACAUGGUGUGCUGCCAGACCUGUGCCAACCAACUACAGGUAAAGAGACCCAGAUAGAAGUGACUACUUGUGAUUGGUUGAAAAUGAUUUUAACACACAUGUUAACUCCUGCAUGGUGGUCCUGGUUACAUUGAGAAGCUACGACCAGUCAAUGAUAGAAAAUGACUCCAGAAAACACUUUAAUCUAUGCACUUUGAUGUUGAUGGUUUUUGGUUAAGUCGACCAUUUGUCAAGACAUUUUGGAUGCCACCACUGCCGUCGAACCCCAGAAUACUCUGCUGUCUCACUAGGUUUAAAUGUCUUCCUUUUCUCAUCUUUCUUGGUCUUAAUAAACUACAGCAGUAGGACUGAAACCCAUCCGGUCCUUUGUGCCCUUAAAGGGAGGGAGGGAAGGAAGGAAGGAAGGAAGGAAGGAAGGAAGGAAGGAAGGAAGGAAGGAAGGAAGGAAGGAAGGAAGGAAGGAAGGAAGGAAGGAAGGAAGGAAGGAAGGAAGGAAGCUGUUGAGGACUAUUGGAACUUGGCCACAGUUUCUGUUAGUGGUGGUAGUCCUUGGUAACACAACAAGCACACCCUGGGGUUCUAGCUGUGUAACACCAUGAGGGCAGAGCGCUCUGAUUCCAUUUCUCCUCACUCACUCUCUCAUCACUUUUUAAGGCUUUUUAAAAAAACAAUCCAGUGUUUUUCUCAUGCAGGGGUUCAGCUAACCUGAUUGUCCCUCCCACGAAUCUCCUAAAUGGUGCCCAACUUUGCUUGAACUGCCAUCUCAGAUGGUGAAUUAGUGUGGAUUAAAGCUGCCAGCAGCAGGCCAGCAAAUUUGUAUUCCAUUAAAUCCACAGGGAAACGUGUCAUGUGGCUGGACCCAAACACAUUGAGAGGAGAGAGAACAGGAUAUUUUUUAUUUUAUUUUACUCACUUUCCAAGAUGGCCGCCCCCUUAUGACACACUAACGAUCUUCUAGCACUGUCUGAACAGUGCAUCGUGGGUCAUUUGAUCUAGAGGUCCAUGUUGGUUAACUAACAGGCUUUUACGCGGCUACAAUACAAUUGACUGGCUAAAUGAGAUUGGAGUCUGUUUCCACUAUCCCUGUGCCAUCACUUUGACAGACUGGUUAGUAUUGUUGGUCUGUGUUCUGGAUGUCUGAAAUAUGAUUGGUUGGCUACCUGGUCCAUUCUGCAGCCCAGGGCUGGUGGUGGUUCGUGUUUUCUGUUGCAUUGUGGGUCUGCAUGCUCAACUCAACCUCCUUAAUGUGCUUUCUGUCUACAGAAUGUAUUGUACCGGUCUCUCAAAUGAAGUGACAGCGAGUUUUAUGUGGACAUUCUCUCUUUCUCCUCUCCCCAGUCGUGUCCGGUGUGUCGGUCGGAGGUGGAACACGUGCAGCAUGUCUACCUCCCCACCUGCACCAGUCUCCUGAACCUCACCAUCACCACCACCUCUCACGACGGCGACAACAGCCCCGGCCCCAUCCACAGAGCUAUGGGUGGUCUAGGACACACCUGCCACACCAAGGACUACUGUAACACCAACAACCACCACGACUCCAACAAGAUCUACCACACAGAGACAUAAACCACUUCACCACUCCCUGGCUGUGUACCAAAUGGAACCCUGGCACUACAUGGGGAAUAGGGUACUAUUUGGGAUGCAGUCCAGUCCCAACACCGUUGUUUGUGGUUCUGUUGGGUUGUUGUCACCUUGCCACUCCCUGACGGUGGUAUUUUCUCAUAUGAAUUUUAUUAAACCAAUGAUGGAUUUAUUUUUUAUUUUUAUACCACCGCUCCAUUUUAGAUUUAGGUUUAUUGCGUAUUAUUUAGUUUUAAUCUAAUUGCAUCAGUUGAUCUGAUCAUAAUUAGCGGCGCCAUUUGAAUUUCUUUCACAGUUUUGAUUGUGUUUUUUUUCCUUCUCCAUAUUGGUCUACAGAAUGUGAAUUAUCUAUUGGGCCCAUAACCUGCAACGUUUGUACAAUUAUGAGGAAAUUCUGUGUUCUAAGAGAAUAGUAGGCAACGUAGAUCGUUCAGUUUUGAAGAUUCAUUUGUAUUUCUUUAAAGUCUCUUCUUUUAAGCUUUGAAAAUCUCAUUUUAUGGUUCUAAUGGAGUGAAAUGCAUUUAUUUUUUUUGUUUCCUGUUUAGUUGUUUGUUUGUUUUUCCAUGUGGUGUCCAUGGUUUCCAUGCCAAUGAGAAGUUAUUUUGGGGGGUAGGAAGCAGCACGACCCUGGCACAGCACUGCAUUCUGAUUUAGAGCUGGUCAAAAGUAGUGCACUAUA
Messenger RNA from Coregonus sp. 'balchen', 13453 nucleotides. The record is from the annotation of a GenBank genome assembly. NCBI's taxonomy places the organism in Eukaryota, Metazoa, Chordata, Actinopteri, Salmoniformes, Salmonidae.